Molecule: messenger RNA, 2873 nt
Organism: Linum trigynum
Lineage: Eukaryota; Viridiplantae; Streptophyta; Magnoliopsida; Malpighiales; Linaceae
Source: the annotation of a GenBank genome assembly
UCUUAUAGCUUCUUCUUUUUAAAGAAAAAAAAACGCUAAAAGGUGCUCCUACUUGGCACUUAAAUAAAACGAGAUUGAACAAUAUUAGUUGUGUCGUAUAAAAGUCAAAACUUGAGCACUGAGUUCUGCUUAUCUAUAGCUUGAAAGCCUACGACAAAUGAGUGGCCCUUGUUGACGAUAUAAUUUCAUAGCUUCAAUGCGGUGUGGUAGUUAGUCUUAAUCUAAGUUUCUAACUAUGGUGGACCAAGUUCCAGAAUUUCGAGAAAUGUGAACCAAGUUUUAAAUAAAGGAAGUUAAUUAAGCUUAUUUUUCUUUAACCCUUUCCAAAUCUAUGUAUUUUUUCAAUGAAAGAAACAAAAUUCAUGUAUUUGUCUUUUUUCGCUCGUACUUUUUUCUAAUACCAUUGUGGAUCUUUCUCCUUUUUGUUUUCUUGCAAGGACAAUAGGACAUGUUCAUACAAUUUCCGUUAUUGUCUUCCAUAAGAUCCCAAAGAGCCCAUCUUGAUUGCUUAUUCUGCGAGUACCAUCUCCAAUGUACUCGAUUUUGUUUUCAUGCGAUAAAAGGACGGUUAGCUUCAAGUCUUUGUCGUUUCUUAAUUAUACCGUUACUCUAAUCAGAAUUCAUGGAUCCGAAUUUUUACAUUUCAUUUAUCAUUUCGUAAUUUUCAGCGAGAUUCAUACAUCUCAUCCACAAACUCACUAGUGUACCUACUAAUUAGCAAUUCGUAAAUUCGUGGAAAAGAUGUAUCAUGUAUUGAAUCUUGGUAAGCAAAUUCGGUCUCGUCAUUAACCACAUCCACUAACACAAUCUUGAGAGACUGAGGAAGAUCGAACUGGUUCGGUGUCGGCAGAGGCGCAAAUGACUGGAUAGAACUUCUCCAUAAUUAAAGAACAUAACACGAAACACCGUCACACAAGGCUUCUUUUUCUGGGUUUGUCCGAGUCACACACUUUGUGACAGAACAUACGGAUAAUACGACAUUCAUCAGCUUUUCCUUAUUACCACAAAACAUAUAAUAAUGUCGGGAAGAAUUGGUAAUGUCCUAUGGCACUUGAACUCUUCCAAUCCAAUAACUCCAUUAAUCUAAUUUCACUGACCUUGUCUCUUAGUGCUUGCUGCUCGAGAAGAUCCAAAUAUCGUCGUUGAUUGGAGCCCGAAUUAACCCCCCACUUCGGCUCAAGGCGCUGCUGUGUGUAAUCUACCUACUUGAUUCUUCUUCCGGCUGAUAAUUCUGCCAUUUGUUCAUAUGGUGUUUCCUUCCAGAACAAACACCUGAUGGUAACUGCCAAUGUCUCUCAGGUUCUGUUUCAGCAAAGUGAAAACCGAGAACCCAUUUCUCAGAGAUUUCAAGCUCUCUCAAGUUUGUUGUCAGGGAAGGGAAGAGAAGAAAAGCUUACAGAUGCAAGGUUCUGAUGCUGAUGUAGAAGCAGCUUCAGAUGUCCAGGUUGAUCUGGAAAAUGGGUGGCCGAUCUCGGACGUGAAAGUUUCAGGGCGCAGCAAAAGCUCGAAUCUUUCGAUCGAGAUCCCAAUUGGACCAGCACCUUGUUAUGCUGACAGCUGCAUUGGGAAAGCCAUACUCCACUGCCACAGCUUGCGGGUCAAGAUCAACAGCUCCAUAUUCGACCGCGGCGGCGGUGGUGGACGGAGGAGCUUCUGCCUCAGUUCACACUCCACAGCUCCUCCGGACAGUCCAACCAAGAACAGACAAUCAUCCGUGGCAGAGCUCUGCUGGCGAGAAUGCAAAUCGCUUCCCGCCACACCCACGGCUCCAUCUCGCCCUUCUAUCUACAUCUCGGCACCAGGCUCAGAACGCCGGCCGUCCACCCAGAAAGACCAGCAGCUCCUCGUCGAUCCUUCCAAAGAUCCAAAGUUCCCAACGAUCGUCAUCGACAGCGGCCACGACAGAAAAUUUUCCGAAGACGACGAAGCCGGGAUCUGCAGGAUCUGUCUAGACACGAUGAGGGAAGGGAUCAAAAUGAAAAUGGCGUGCAGUUGCAAAGGCGACCUCAGGCUGGUGCACGAAGCUUGCGCGGUGAGUUGGUUCAGGACAAAAGGGAACAAAAUCUGCGAGAUAUGCGAUCAGGAGGUUACCAAUUUGCCGGUGAUCGAGUUUCGGGAAGACAGCCCGGUGAAGACCGAAGAAGAAACCGAGGACCUAGAUACCCAGAACUGGGCGAUGAAUGAAAAAAGUUCAGUGCAGGAGUUUCUGUGCCUGGUGCUGAUGAGCACGAUAGGGUACUUCGUCGUCCUGGAGCUUCUACUGGUUCAAGAGAAGACGUCUCGUGGGCUCUCAAUUGCAGCUCCAUUUGCUUUUGGCUUGGGGAUUCUGGCAUCAAUCUUUGCAGUCAUCCUAGGAGUGAAAGAGCAAGUAUGGAAAUAUGCAGUACUAGAGUUCGCGCUCGUGUCCGUGAUAAUCCACCUCUCUUCCAUCAUGCUAAACGUGGAACCAGUGUACUCCAUAAUGCUGGGUUCAGUUAUCGGUAUGGUGUUUGCCAUGGGCAUCAACAUCUUGGCUAGGCAUUGCACUACUCCGACUCACAAUGACAUCUAGAGGUUUUGGAGGAUAACUGUAGAUUUUCAGUUCAGAUUCAUCCAUCUUAUAGAAGCAAUCAGCUAGAGUUUGUUGGUGCCAGUUCAGUGCUACCAUUGGAUGCUUUUUGGAAGACAAAACAGUAUAGAAAGCAAUGUUACAAAAGGGUAUUAUUUCAUUUGUAUUCAUUCCCUAAUGGUGUUUUUUUUUUCUCACUAUACUAUAUACCACAAUUCAUGUGGGAGCCAAUGGCGUUAGAGCUGGUUUGUUUUUUCUGUUAACCUUGAUGUAAAUUAGUGCUUGUAAACAAGCUAAAAGAAGAGAAUGAAUAUGCUUACGAUUC